This is a messenger RNA of Metarhizium robertsii ARSEF 23, 687 nucleotides long. RefSeq lists its product as uncharacterized. Bases 1 to 687 code for a protein of 228 amino acids. NCBI's taxonomy places the organism in Eukaryota, Fungi, Ascomycota, Sordariomycetes, Hypocreales, Clavicipitaceae. The record is from RefSeq and is a predicted model, not a curated record. The transcript has 2 exons.
AUGGACUUUUGCGACGCGGUUCCCGGUACAAAGUCAAAAGGGCUCCCACCUCCUCCAGGUGGCUGUGUACGUCGAGGGGGACGUUCGUCGCUUGAUGAAGACGUAGCAGUACUCGUCGUAGUCACUUGUACUCCUGUGCUGUCCACCGGUAUCCUUGAUGUCGUGGCUAUUGACCCUAUGGUAGGGGUUGGUGUUGACACAUCGCCAUCAUCUUCGUUCGUUGAGGACGUAGUUGAGGACGCAGUCGAGGUCGUAGUUGGCGUCAUAGUCGAUGUCAUAGUUGGGCUCGGUGUAGGUGUAGCAGACGUGGUUGACGAUGGCUUUGGCUUGGUAGUGGGUCUAGGCGAAGUUGGCGAUGGCGUAUCGAACGGUAUUCUGGAAAAGGUCCCCGGCCGUGGAAAGCUAAUUGAGGAACUGGCUCGCACUGCUGUGGACGAGCACAUUUUGCCUUCGCCAAAGUCUUCCAUGGAGCAACCUCGCAGUGGUGUGUUGUAUGCGAAGGCGCAUUCCAAGGGUAAUGACAUGGUGGAUAUUGACUCGAAAUUUUCCAGCGUUAAGAGUGAGCCCGAUGCCUCCAUGGCCAACAGCAGCACCAUGCAGAAGGAAUUCGCUAGUUUAAACAGACUCCUUGCCAUUACCGGCAACUGCACAGGCGUGAGGCCGUACCGGUUGAUGUUAUUUGGUUGA